Molecule: messenger RNA, 996 nt
Organism: Trichoderma harzianum CBS 226.95
Lineage: Eukaryota; Fungi; Ascomycota; Sordariomycetes; Hypocreales; Hypocreaceae
Exons: 2
Coding region: 1-996 (331 amino acids)
Source: RefSeq, a predicted model, not a curated record
AUGGCCCUUCUCACAAGCCAGGCCGGCACUUUGCUAGGCCCUCUAACGACAACAUGGACUAUGCCCGAGACUUGCUCGAUUUAUAUGCCGUCGUGCUCGACAUGCACUAAUGGAUUCAGAGCACAGUCCUGCAAUUCGAUAAACAAUGGCCAAGUGCAGGAUAACACGGCGUGUUGGCCGCCAGCGAAGCCGGGGGUUGCGUCUCCAUCAUGGCCCUUUGUGGGAUGGGGAUUCUACUCUCCCGGCAUUGCGUGUCCGGCAGGAUACAUGACUGCUUGUACGGCAGUUUACGGGCAGCGGCCUGAAUGGGAUAUCCAAUUCACCCUGGUGUCGUCAGAAACUGCCGUGGGAUGUUGUCCAACGGGUUUCGCAUGCGCCAACAUCAACGGAAACACAUGCGUUGCAACGGCUACGAGCACGGCCGUUCCAACAGCCUUUUGCGAUGGCACCAAACUCACCGAUUCCGGCACCGAGACUUUUCCCCAUGUCAUCACGAUCACCCAGACGGAUACAGCCAGUGACACGGUGGACGUAGAGACAUCGUCGCUGACAAUGAUGUUAUACGCCCCCAUGUUCCAGCUCAAUUUCCAAGCAAGCGAUUUACCUGCCUCGACAACCACCGCGUCCACUACACUAUCAACAAGAACGACAUCCUCAACAAGCAAGCAAACUUCAACUUCCGCAGCAGAUGAUAGCCUUGGGAAAGGUCAUUCAGGGCUCUCUAACGGAGCCAAAGUUGGACUCGGUGUUGGCCUUGGCCUCGGGGCGGCCAUUUUACUCGCUUUCGCCGCCUUUAUAUACUACUAUCGACGCGCAAGGCGAUCUCAGAUACCGAUCAGCAGCGAACUUCCAAACAACGAGGUAGCAGAAGAAACUCCAAAGGUCAAGAAGUUGCCUGGUCAGGUAUACGAAAUGGGGGACUAUUACGCCCCCGCUGAGCUACCCGGUGAUAACCACGAAGGAGAGCAUCUACAAACCGCUUCGAGAUUCGCAUAA